CCGUUUACUUCACGAAUUUCAACUUAAUUUUGAAAUGUCUCUAUUGCGUGUUACGCCUUAUCGGAAUCUAAGUUCAUUAAAUCACAUAAUUAAGAACAUUCUCACAUCUCAUGUUACAAAAAAUAAGAAUUAUGGGACAGCGUCUAGUGUUGUGAAGAGUACUUAUGAGGAUAUAAGUAUACCGAAUCAAAGUAUCACUAGUUUAGUCUUAUCGCAAAAAGAUCACCGUGCAGAGUCACCAGCAGUGACAUGUGGAGUCUCAGGACGAUCGUACACAUUUGGUAUGACAAAAAUGCUAAUCGAACGAGGAGCGGCAGCACUCAUAGGACAACUCGGUUUAAAACCCGGGGACCGAAUUGGUUUAAUCUUACCUAAUAUCCCAGAAUACGUAAUUGCUAUUCAUGCAGCAAUGUCAGCUGGAUUAACGGUAACGUUUGCGAAUCCAUUGUAUACAGAAGAAGAAAUUACACGACAAUUUCGAAGUGUAGGAGUAAAAUCUAUUGUAACAAUACCACUGCUCCUUGAGACUGCUUUGCAGAUAUCAAAGAAAUUGCCAAAUUAUACGCAAACUGUAAAUAUUGGCGGAGAGCCUGAUCCUGGUAAAAACAUUCUGAGCAUGCAGGCUCUCUUAAUGGAUAGCGAUGGAGUUGAUCUGCCAAAAGUAAACCCAACGGACAUAGCUGUCCUACCGUACAGCUCUGGCACGACUGGACCACCGAAAGGUGUGAUGCUGACACAUCAGAAUCUUGUGGCAAACAUUCUUCAAUGCAGUCACCAAGAUUUCAACGAUUCACCGGCAUUUGAAGGGCCGCAAAAAACCGUUUUCACAGUCUUACCAUUCUUCCAUAUUUAUGGAUUCAAUACUAUCAUGAACACGUCACUGUACAGAGGGGAGCAUCUUAUAACUAUACCUCGAUUUACUCCUGAAGAUUACUUAAGCUGUCUGAUCAAGUAUAAACCAGAUACACUGUUCGUUGUUCCGUCGUUGUUGCUGUUCUUGGCAUCUCAUCCAGAAAUUACAGCUGACCAUUUGUCAAGCGUAAAAAGAGUACUAUCUGGUGCUGCGCCCGCAACGAAGAAUUUGAUAGACAAGUUUACAGAAAAAUUGAAUCGCGAUGACUGUGUAAUCAAUCAAGGAUACGGGAUGACAGAAACCAGUCCUGUCACGAUGCUCACGCCAUUUCUGAUAGAGCACAGCAAAGCUGGUAGUUGUGGUCGCCUGUUACCAUCAACAUCCGCAAGGCUUGUAGACCAAACUAAUGGUCAAGAUAUCACGGUUCCAUACAAGUCAGGCGAACUCCUAAUUAAGGGUCCGCAACUUAUGAAAGGAUAUCUUGAUAAUCCGAAGGCAACGGCCGAAACUAUCGAUGAAGAGGGAUGGCUGCAUACAGGGGAUGUUGCUUACUACGAUGAUGAGAAAUAUUUUUUUAUCGUUGACAGAACUAAAGAGCUCAUCAAGGUGAAAGGAAACCAGGUAUCACCGACCGAACUAGAGUCUAUAAUCUUAGAAAUGCCUGGAGUGGUAGACGUAGCAGUCAUUGGUGUUCCAGACACACUUGCGGGAGAAUUACCCAGAGCUUUUGUGGUAAAACAGCCAAAUUCGGACUUGACUGAAGAAUCUAUCUCUAACUACCUAAAGCCUAAGGUUGUUGCUUACAAGAACUUAGCAGGUGGUGUGAUAUUCAUAGAUGCUAUACCGCGAAACGCAGCUGGCAAGAUCAUGCGUCAGGAAUUGAAAGUAUUUGGUAAAUAAGAAAUUACGUUUAAGUGAAAUUUA
Diprion similis is the source of this 1777-nucleotide messenger RNA. Its product is annotated as 4-coumarate--CoA ligase 2-like. Lineage: Eukaryota; Metazoa; Arthropoda; Insecta; Hymenoptera; Diprionidae. Gene Ontology annotation, molecular function: long-chain fatty acid-CoA ligase activity. The transcript has 6 exons. Gene Ontology annotation, biological process: fatty-acyl-CoA biosynthetic process; long-chain fatty acid metabolic process. The record is from RefSeq and is a predicted model, not a curated record. The coding region runs from base 35 to 1753 and encodes 572 amino acids.